ACGUCAUUACGUUUACGAUAUGAUUCAAAUGUGAAAUACAAUUUUUCCUUCGUAUCACGUAGAAAGAUAACACAAAUAGGAUCCUGUGGGGGUAGGAUGACAGCCUACGCGAACUUUCAGCAAUACGAUUUAAUGGACUCCGAGGGUUAUGGAUCAGCGAGUAGUCCUGAAUCGAAUCCGCGAGUCUCUUGGCCUCAUCAAGAGGUUUAUCCUCAGCCACCAAGAUCACGAGGCAGUAGUUGUGGUAGCGUUAGCUCGUUGGACAGUCACAAUCAUCAGGAAUAUCAAGAGAUCGGUGCUUUGAAUGGUGCUUUUCACGUUACCACUACGGCAACCUUUAAUUUCGCUGAAUUUUAUGAAGGUUAUUACAAGGAAGGUUAUAGAAACGAUCAUCAAACGCAAACUAUGAUAGGAAAUCCAAAGGAACGUACGAAGAUCGUAUUCAGAACGAACGAUCAUCAUCAACGUCUCGAAGAAAUCUAUCAGGCUCCUUUGAACAGUACAACGACAUUUAACAACGAAACGUUCCCGAGCAAACAGGAAUCCGGUUACGCGCCAAAAAUGGAACAUCAUCCCACGAGCGUUGUCUUUGGGAACGACAGGUGCGAGUUCUCGCAAAAGCAGGAUACUUUUUUUGUUGCAAAGGCCUAUGCUAUUGCAAAAAGUAACGGUCUUACUCACUCCGGAAGUAACGACAGUGGACCAGACGUUGGUCCUUACGGUCAAAGGCCAGAGGUCCUUUACUUUGGUAGUACCUGUACCAUGCAGAGAAAGGACGGUUGUGCUACGAGCAAUCAGACAACAAUCGAAAACGAUCAGAUUAGGUAUCAUCAUCAAAGGAACGAAUCUUUUCGUAAUACGGAUUAUACCGAACAUAAGGACAAGGAAUCCGUGCAAAAGAUGAAGAAUGGUACUGCACCGGGUGUCGAAGUGCUUAGGAGAAGAAGAUUGGCAGCUAACGCCAGAGAGAGAAGGAGAAUGAAUAGUUUAAACGAUGCCUUUGAUAGGUUACGUGACGUCGUUCCUAGUUUAGGUAACGAUAGGAAACUCAGCAAGUUUGAAACAUUACAAAUGGCACAGACUUACAUAGCUGCGCUCUAUGAACUUUUGCAAAGAGAAUGA
Molecule: messenger RNA, 1122 nt
Organism: Vespa velutina
Lineage: Eukaryota; Metazoa; Arthropoda; Insecta; Hymenoptera; Vespidae
Exons: 1
Coding region: 97-1122 (341 amino acids)
Molecular function (GO): protein dimerization activity
Source: RefSeq, a predicted model, not a curated record